Messenger RNA from Trichomycterus rosablanca, 3060 nucleotides. It is a transcript of the gene dnm1a, whose product is annotated as dynamin 1a. Gene Ontology annotation, molecular function: GTPase activity; GTP binding; microtubule binding. Gene Ontology annotation, biological process: synaptic vesicle endocytosis; receptor internalization. The coding region runs from base 180 to 2738 and encodes 852 amino acids. Gene Ontology annotation, cellular component: membrane; microtubule; cytoplasm. Lineage: Eukaryota; Metazoa; Chordata; Actinopteri; Siluriformes; Trichomycteridae. The transcript is spliced from 22 exons. The record is from RefSeq and is a predicted model, not a curated record.
AUCUACAAGACUGCAGAAAAGCUACAGAGAGGAGCAGAACCGAGGAUGAUGCUGCAUGAAAACAUCAAAUAAUUUAAACACCUUGAACACCCCGCAUCCAUCCCCAGCGUGCUGUCUACCACUGAUUCCAUUUAAAUUCAUAUAAGGAGUAAUCUGCGGUACCCACACCGGCUGGCAGGAUGGGGAACCGUGGUAUGGAGGACCUCAUCCCUCUGGUUAACCGGAUGCAAGAUGCGUUUUCGGCCAUCGGACAGAAUGCUAACCUGGACCUGCCGCAGAUUGCUGUGGUAGGCGGACAGAGUGCAGGAAAAAGCUCUGUACUGGAGAACUUCGUUGGAAAGGACUUCCUUCCCCGUGGUUCUGGCAUCGUGACGCGCCGCCCGCUGGUCCUGCAGCUCAUCAACUGCCCCACAGAAUAUGCCGAGUUUCUGCACUGUAAGGGGAAAAAGUUUACAGAUUUUGAUGAGGUACGGCAGGAGAUCGAAGCAGAGACGGAUCGUGUGACUGGACAGAAUAAAGGCAUCUCUCCAGUACCCAUUAACCUUCGGGUCUCCUCCCCUAAUGUUUUAAACCUGACUCUGGUGGACUUACCUGGAAUGACCAAAGUUCCGGUGGGCGACCAGCCAGCCGACAUUGAGCACCAGAUCAGGGACAUGCUGAUGCAGUUUGUCACUAAGGAUAACUGUCUGCUGCUGGCUGUGUCUCCUGCUAACUCUGAUCUCGCCAACUCGGAUGCUCUGAAGAUUGCCAAAGAAGUCGAUCCACAAGGUUUACGCACCAUCGGUGUGAUCACUAAACUGGAUCUGAUGGAUGAAGGAACAGAUGCUCGUGAUAUUCUGGAGAACAAACUGCUGCCACUGCGCAGAGGCUACAUCGGUGUGGUGAACCGCAGUCAGAAGGACAUCGAUGGAAAGAAGGACAUCAAUGCUGCCAUGGCUGCAGAGAGGAAGUUCUUUCUGUCUCAUCCUGCCUACAGACACCUGGCAGAUCGGAUGGGUACACCAUACCUGCAGAAAGCGCUUAACCAGCAACUAACCAAUCACAUCCGCGACACGCUGCCUGGACUGCGCAGUAAGCUCCAGAGUCAGCUACUGUCCAUCGAGAAAGAGGUGGAAGAGUACAAGAGCUUUCGACCAGAUGAUCCAUCUCGCAAGACCAAAGCCCUGCUACAGAUGGUGCAGCAGUUCUCGGUGGACUUUGAAAAGCGUAUCGAGGGGUCUGGCGAUCAGAUCGAUACGUACGAGCUGUCAGGAGGAGCGAGGAUCAACCGCAUCUUCCACGAGCGCUUCCCUUUCGAACUGGUCAAGAUGGAGUUUGAUGAGAAGGAGCUGCGGAAGGAGAUCAGCUACGCCAUCAAGAACAUUCACGGCAUCAGGACGGGCCUGUUCACCCCUGAUUUAGCCUUCGAAGCCAUAGUGAAAAAGCUGGUCCAAAAGCUGAAGUCUCCGUGCCUGAAGUGUAUAGAUAUGGUAGUGAGCGAACUGACCUCCACCAUACGAAAAUGUAGUGAUAAGCUUGCCCAGUACCCCAUGCUGCGAGAGGAAAUGGAAAGAAUCGUUACACAGCAUAUCAGAGACCGGGAGAGUCGCACCAAAGACCAGGUGAUGCUUCUGAUUGACAUUGAGCUGGCCUACAUAAACACCAACCAUGAAGACUUCAUUGGAUUUGCCAAUGCCCAGCAGAGAAGCAGCCAGAUGAGCAAGAAGAAAGCAGCCGGCAACCAGGAUGAGAUCAUGGUAAUCAGAAAGGGCUGGUUGACAAUCAACAACAUUGGCAUCAUGAAGGGUGGAGCUAAGGAGUACUGGUUUGUGCUGACCGCUGAAUCGCUCUCCUGGUACAAGGACGACGAGGAGAAAGAGAAGAAGUACAUGUUGCAGGUGGAUAACCUGAAGCUGCGGGAUGUUGAGAAAGGAUUCAUGUCCAGCAAGCACAUCUUUGCCCUGUUUAACACUGAACACAGGAAUGUGUACAAAGAUUACCGUCAGCUGGAACUGGCAUGUGAGAGUCAGGAGGAUGUGGAUGGAUGGAAGGCUUCUUUCCUCAGAGCUGGUGUUUACCCAGAACGUGUGGUGGAGAAGGACAAGAGCGAUGCCAGCGAUGAGAACGACUCGGAUGGCUUUGUGCACUCCAUGGACCCGCAGUUGGAGAGACAAGUGGAGACCAUCCGCAACCUGGUGGACUCCUACAUGGGCAUCGUCAACAAGACCAUCCGUGACCUCAUGCCCAAAACCAUCAUGCAUCUCAUGAUCAUCAACACGAAGGAGUUCAUCAAUGCGGAGCUGCUGGCUCAGCUUUAUUCAUGUGGAGAUCAGAACACGUUGAUGGAAGAAUCAGCAGAGCAGGCCCAGCAUCGGGACGAGAUGUUAAAAAUGUACCACGCUCUCAGAGAGGCUCUGAGCAUCAUCGGAGACAUCAGUACCAGCACCGUAUCCACCUCUCUGCCUCCGCCCGUGGACGACUCCUGGUUACAGGUGCAGCGCAUCAACUCUGGAGGAAGAUCUCCAGCCACUAGCCCCACUCCUCAAAGACGAGCUCCUCCGGGACCGCCGGGUCGGCCUGGUUCUCGUGGUUCUGCUCCGGGACAUCCCUCCGCUGGCGGGCCUCCAGUGCCCUCUCGCCCUGGGGCGUCUCCUGACCCGUUCGGAGGCCCACCCCCUCAGGUGCCCUCACGGCCUAACCGCGCCCCUCCCAGCGUGCCCAGCCGACGACCCCCACCCUCACCCACCCGACCCAUGUGAUUCACAGACCCAGUCCUCAUAGACUUUUAGCUUCUCCCACCUGAAAGAGGACACACCCAGCACACCACCCAACCGGCUGAACCUGAUGCCAUGCUUCUGCAGUCUGAUUUGCCUUAACACACACAUACAUACACAACACUGCACAAAAGGCCAAUGCACUUCACAUGAUUUCACGGACUAAAUUGCUCAAAAUAUAAAUGUGCACUAUGAUUAACAAAUGACACGCCUAAAUUAGGCAUAAAAUAAAAUGCAUUAGUUUAUACAUAAGUACUGAGCACCUUUUGCUAGGUUGUUAAUACAGACAAUGCAAAACGUGUUGCUG